UCUCAUCGGCACAGGAUUCUGUGGGUGCUGGAUUUUUACAUUUGUCUGAAGAGCAAAGAAAUUCACAUGAGGAAGAGCCACCAAGGGGAAUUAAACACAGAGAUACCAGGAAAUCCUUGAGCAGAGGCUGGGGGUGUAAUGGGGAGCACUGCUCUCAUGUUUGCUUAUUCCUACCACUUUUUGCCAGGCAUCUGCUAUAUGAGCCACCGUUAAAAACAGGAUCUUUAUCCUUUCUUUUAAAUGAUCCCACACGGACAGCAUCCAUCAUGAGCACCAGAAAGAGCUGGCUUCAAUCCUCUGAUCUGCCACACGCCUUCUGUGUAACCUCAUUUUCCUUCCUUUGGGGGAAAACAGAAAUCAGAGCAUUUCCCACCCUCUGACAGGGUUGAAACCUGCUUACGUUGGGCCUGGGAAGUGCUUAGCGAUGCCGGAGGUGGGGGGUUGGUGUCCGGUGUUGCCAUGGAGCUGGGCUCUGUUGACAGACUUGAACUGGUGGUGGCCGGAGUGCCAUGGACCCACAGCGCGUGACCAUGGCACUGACGGUGGUGGGGCUGCUCCGGGACCCGGCUUUCCACGUGGCCAAGUGCACGGCUGAGGCUCUGAAGCUGAAGUUUCCAAGCAAGUUUGCAGAUCCUGUAAUUCAGCCUUUAGUAGAAUUUGCAUGGCUUGAAUAUUUACAGGAGAAAAAGAAGGAACUGAGAGGUGAGGUAUGGGCGUACGCCUCCCCAGUGAUGUGCUUCAUUGAUGGCCAGCUGCUGGGGGAUGAGAGGGAGCUGCUCAAGUGGUCCUACUCUGAGUGGGACUAUUGCGACUAUAAGCCUGAGGCACUUUACCAAGCGAUUGCUGAGGAUUUUUACACCAAAUAUCUGAAAAACAGCCAGCAUGUGUUCGUGUACCUGGAGAUAGCCAUCGAGGAACAGCCCGUCGGGAGGCUCCUGUUUGAGCUCUUUUCGGACGUGUGUCCCAGGACCUGCGAGAAUUUCCGUGCCCUGUGCACCGGAGGAGCAAAGUCCCUCUGCGACGGCCGAGAGCUCACCUACAAGAACUCCCUUUUUCAUCGCCUAGUGAAAAACGGGUGGAUCCAAGGAGGAGACAUCGUAACUGGAAGGGGAGACACGGGAGAGUCAAUUUAUGGUCCCACCUUUGAAGAUGAAAGCUUCUCCGUUUGUCACAAAGGAAGAGGGGUCCUCGGGAUGGCCAACAAGGGCCGCCACAGCAACAGCUCACAGUUCUACAUCACCUUCCAGCCAGCUCCAAACCUGGACAAAAAAUACGUGGCUUUUGGGCAACUGAUCGAGGGCACGGAGGUCCUCCGGAGACUGGAAGCUGUACCUACAUAUAACGAAAGGCCUACAGUAGCCUGCAGGAUUAAUAACUGUGGGACUUUCAAGCCAUGAUUGCCAGCUGGUUUUCCUGCCUGCUGUAAGGUAGAGCACUGUUUUCCGCUCAGCUUUUUACAGACCUUGAUGGCUUUCACUUAAGGCAAAAAUAAAAGCACUUCUUGCGCAUGUGAA
This is a messenger RNA of Tyto alba (common barn owl), 1514 nucleotides long. RefSeq names its product peptidylprolyl isomerase like 6 (gene PPIL6). The transcript is spliced from 8 exons. Gene Ontology annotation, biological process: protein peptidyl-prolyl isomerization. Gene Ontology annotation, molecular function: peptidyl-prolyl cis-trans isomerase activity. The record is from RefSeq and is a predicted model, not a curated record. NCBI's taxonomy places the organism in Eukaryota, Metazoa, Chordata, Aves, Strigiformes, Tytonidae. The coding region runs from base 510 to 1397 and encodes 295 amino acids.